AUGGACGCCGCCUUUCCCGCAGACGAUCCCUGCUACCUGCGGCCGCACGCACACACACGCGCGCGCACACACACACGCGCACGCGCCGUACACAGACGUGCUCCUAACGCCGCCGCGAAAUUGAGCGCAGAGAGACGCACGAGUGUGGUCAGUAAAAAGCUUCAUAUAGCACGCAUCUCGCAAACUCCAGCGAUUCUAACAAUCCCUUGGGCUGCGUCUCUAAUGUUCCCGAGGAAAGCGGAGUUGAAGGAAUGCUGUCCCUGUCUGCGAACGUUUUUGCUGCUACACCACUGUUAUUGA
This is a messenger RNA of Danaus chrysippus (African queen), 300 nucleotides long. NCBI's taxonomy places the organism in Eukaryota, Metazoa, Arthropoda, Insecta, Lepidoptera, Nymphalidae. The record is from the annotation of a GenBank genome assembly.